CACGGGUGUCACCAAAGGGGCAAGAAAGUGUUUUCCAUCGAGCUGCGAUUCAAGCUAGCAGCUGUCAAACGCCGCUAGUUUUUUGUAAACAAACGAUCGCGUGGUGAACCAAAAAUCCCCGCAUAAAACCGCCGAAAAUGGGUAAAAAGAACAAAAUUAAAGUGCCGAAAGAGAAUGCCGACGAAAAGGAUGAAGCUAAACCAUCACCGGAGAAAGCUGCAAAGCGCAAAUUACCGGCGGAAAGUGCGGAUGGUGAGACCGUGGAACCGACAAAGAAAGUGAAAAAACCUGCUAAAGACAGUAUCGUGGGUGGAACUACGAUUUCCGAGCUGCCCGGCAUCAAGAUCGGCAAACAGAAGGAGAGCAAGCGGGCCAAGAAGCGGAAGAAGCGUGAGGAGGCGAUCCAGGAGAAACCCAAAGAGCAGACACAGGAAGAGAUCCGACAGUAUCUGGAGUGUUGGAGCAGUCAGCGGGAAAAGUGGAAGUUCCAGAAGUUGAAGCAAAUCUUCAUACAAAAGUACAUCCUCGAUGAGAACCACAUCGAUGCCGACAUGUGGCCGGUAGCACUGGAAUAUCUGAGCGGUACGAAAGGCGCGAGUCGCGACCUGCUGAUCAAGAACGCGGAGACUGUAAUAAGUGAGAUCGAUGCAGCCGCCGAGGAGAACGAGAGCGAUACACAACAAACCAGUGCCAAGUAUCAGCGAGCGAGGGAACUGCUACAAUCACUGGGAUGAUUCACUUCAAUAAACUUAUCAAACACUUGCAGCGAAUUGGUUG
This is a messenger RNA of Anopheles darlingi, 777 nucleotides long. RefSeq lists its product as uncharacterized. The record is from RefSeq and is a predicted model, not a curated record. NCBI's taxonomy places the organism in Eukaryota, Metazoa, Arthropoda, Insecta, Diptera, Culicidae. The transcript has 2 exons. Bases 138 to 734 code for a protein of 198 amino acids.